This is a messenger RNA of Leptonychotes weddellii (Weddell seal), 3536 nucleotides long. It is a transcript of the gene SUV39H2, whose product is annotated as SUV39H2 histone lysine methyltransferase. The record is from RefSeq and is a predicted model, not a curated record. NCBI's taxonomy places the organism in Eukaryota, Metazoa, Chordata, Mammalia, Carnivora, Phocidae. Gene Ontology annotation, cellular component: nucleus. Gene Ontology annotation, molecular function: histone H3K9 methyltransferase activity; protein binding; zinc ion binding.
CCAGCCCCGAGCCCGGGGCCCCCCGACUCCCGCGCAGGUCGGGCGGGGGCGGGGCGUCAGGCCAGCUGAGCUAUCCCGUCAGACCGCGCCAGUUUGAAUGAAAGCUCCUCAAGAUGGCGGCGGCUGGGGCCGAGGCGCGAGGAGCUUGGUGUGUGCCUUGCCUAGUUUCACUUGAUACUCUUCAGGAAUUAUGUAGAAAAGAAAAACUCACAUGUAAAUCGAUUGGAAUCACCAAAAGGAAUCUAAACAAUUAUGAGGUGGAAUACUUGUGUGACUACAAGGUAGUAAAGGAUAUGGAGUAUUAUCUUGUAAAAUGGAAAGGAUGGCCAGAUUCUACAAAUACUUGGGAACCUUUGCAAAAUCUCAAGUGCCCGUUACUACUUCAACAGUUCUCUAAUGACAAGCAUAAUUAUUUAUCUCAGGUAAACAAAGGCAAAGCAAUAUCUCUAAAAGACAAUAACAAAGCUUUGAAACCUGCCGUUGCCGAAUAUAUUGUAAAGAAGGCCAAACAAAGGGUAGCUCUGCAGAGAUGGCAAGAUGAACUCAACAGAAGAAAGAAUCAUAAAGGAAUGAUUUUUGUUGAAAAUACUGUUGACUUAGAGGGCCCACCUUCAGACUUCUACUACAUUAAUGAAUACAAACCAGCUCCUGGAAUCAGCUUAGUCAAUGAAGCUACCUUUGGUUGUUCAUGUACAGACUGCUUCUUUGAGAAAUGUUGUCCUGCUGAAGCUGGAGUUCUUUUGGCUUAUAAUAAAAACCAGCAAAUUAAAAUCCCACCUGGUACCCCCAUUUAUGAAUGCAACUCAAGGUGUCAAUGUGGACCCGAUUGUCCCAAUAGGAUUGUACAAAAAGGCACCCAGUAUUCUCUUUGCAUCUUUCGAACUAGCAAUGGCUGUGGCUGGGGUGUAAAAACCCUUGUGAAGAUUAAAAGAAUGAGUUUUGUCAUGGAAUAUGUUGGAGAGGUAAUCACAAGUGAAGAAGCUGAAAGACGGGGGCAGUUAUAUGACAACAAGGGAAUCACAUAUCUCUUUGAUCUGGAUUAUGAAUCUGAUGAAUUCACUGUGGAUGCAGCCCGAUAUGGAAAUGUCUCUCAUUUUGUGAAUCACAGUUGUGACCCAAAUCUUCAGGUGUUCAAUGUUUUCAUUGACAACCUUGACACCCGUCUUCCCCGAAUAGCAUUAUUUUCCACAAGAACCAUAAAUGCUGGAGAAGAGCUCACCUUUGACUAUCAAAUGAAAGGUUCUGGAGAUAUAUCUUCAGAUUCUGUUGACCACAGCCCAGCCAAAAAGAGGGUCAGAACUGUGUGCAAGUGUGGAGCUGUGACUUGCAGAGGUUACCUCAACUGAAUUUUCAGGAAAUAGAGCUGAUGAUUGUAGUUUUGUUUUUUUUCUAAUGUUAACAUUUCAAAAAAGUAUUUGGGACUCUUUUCAUAUUAUCAAGAUUAUAUGCUAUGUUAAUUUACAGUUCAUAUUUCAAACUAUUGGCCAAAUGUAUUACUGAUGCUUCUGAAGAGAACAACACAGGGUCACAUAGACUAAUUUGAAAUACAUAUUUAGUAAUUAGGUACCAAACAUGAAAACUAUUUACAGAUGAGCAUAUACAUACAUAAAAAGUCUGUGUGAAUAAAGAAAUGCCUCCUUCAGUGUUUAAGCAUUGAACUGAUAGCGUAACAGUCACUAAGAUCAAAUAUUCAACCUGCGUACACCUUGAAUUUAGAGAAAGUUAAUUCAGUUAGGGCAAAUAUAUACAAGUGCUAUUCUGUUAUGUUGUCAUUCCCAUUAUUACUCACUGUACUUGUAUUUGAGACAGAUGAUACUAUAUACUAUUUUCCUACUUUCAUUAAAAUAUUGGGUCUUACUGAUACAUAAAUUUAAGGUUUAAAAUUAAAUAUAAAAAAUUUACAGCUUAAUUCAUAUUUUGAAGCAAUCUUGACUGUUAUGAGGCAUGUAUGUCUGAACCAGUAAUUCUUAAAGACUUUUAUUCCCUUAAAAGAAUAGUUUCCAAAAAGUUCUACAAUUCUAGAAUGGCUGGCCAUUAUGCUGCUUCGAAAGGCUGGGGCAGUGGGACCACAAAAGGGUUUUUGGAGUGCUGGGCAGAAGGAAGGGAGCACUUGAAGGGCCCCUCUUAGUAACAUGAAUUAAGAGAUCCAUGUUGAGUUCCUCUGGUCUAAACAUAAACAGCAAAACAAGCUACCCCUGAGUGCAGUUGCACCUAACAAUAAUGUUUCAUACAAUACAUUAAUAUUACAUUUCUGAAUUUCAGGCAGUUUUAACAUUUCCACCAAAUUUAAUUAUUUUUCUAUUUCCUGCAGGCUCUUAAAAUACUCUAUAUUUUGAACUGAUACUUAUUUUUUAUACAUGAAUUUUUUAAAUGUGAUAAAGCUAAACUUGGCUUGGCCAAAGUGUGUACCUGAAUAAUGAGAACUUUUUUUACUUAAACCAUGAAGACUGAAAUGGAAUAUAUUCCUUGGUUUUUGUUUUCCUGCAUAGUAAAACCUCAAUCAGGAAAAAAACGUGUUUUCAUCUCUGUCAUUGUGGCAUUUGUAAUCAUGGUGUCCAACAUGAAGGUAAAUGCAGCAAGUAAAUCUGGCUUUCAGUAUUACUAAUUAAAUUGUACCUAAGUUCAUUGCCCCAUUGCUUUAAUGACCUAAAAUAAGUUUGGGUAAAAUUGAACUGACUUCAAGAAUGCAGCACUUCAAAUAUCUUCUUAAUCUUUAACCUCUUUUUUGGGAGAAGCUACACUUUAUUAUGCAUUAUAUUGCUACCACAUGACUUUGCUCUUUCAUAAUACAGGGUAAAUUCUUUACAUGUUUGGAGUCUCAGUGUAUUAACCAAAAUCUGCAGAAGGUGUCAAGGAAAAAUACAUUUUUUGGUGCCAUUUCUUAUGUUUUCUUUAUGACAAAAUAGUCACAUGGUGUCAGUGGUGAGAAAGCAUCACAGAUUUACAGGUGCUCCAAUGGCCAAGCUUACUUUGAAUUAUAAUUUUUACAGGUUUAAAUAUGUAAUUUUAAUAUUCUUAAAAAGUCAGUGUUUUACUGUCCAGUUAUUCUUGUCUACUUCUUGUGUUAAAAAAAAAAUGUGAAACAGGAGGGCAAAGGGAAAGUGGCUAUUUUCAGUAAACUUGUUUAAUUUUGUCCUUAUUACUAGAAAUUUAAUGGGUCUUUGAGAUUUUAAUUACCUUUGUUAUCCUUAUUUUAUUAAAAAGCUGGACUUAAUCAGUAAAAUAGGAACUCCGUACAUGAAGCUGUUAAAAGCCUUUAAGUCAACAUUUAGCUUCUUUAGUUUCCCAAGUUAUCAGAAUUUGUUCUCUCAGUAUAAAUAUAGCCAAUAUUCAAGGGUAAUAUUUAGAUCGAGUUUAAACUGUAAAUCCACUGUGCAAGUUGUAUUAGUAUCAUUGUUUUCAGUACCUACAUGAGGAUCGUGAUACACAGUUGGUAAUCUCAGGGUCUUUUCCCCCUCUGUGCAAAAUCUAAACCGCAUUUUUCUUACAGUUCAUUUUUCUUUAGCAAAAUAAAUUUAGUUUGGCAUUUGAUUUUC